UAUUUACAGAGCAUUGCAUUGGAUGCCUCACACGUCAGUUCAGUAAAAUACAUCUUGCUAUAAAAAUUGCAAAUUCGUCUUAAUGUUACACGUACAGUAUUUCGUAUUAAUUAAUUUAGUGUGUUUAGUAGUUAGACAUGUUAAUACGUUAUCGUGGUAUGAACGAGAACAUGGACAUACUGAUAUAUUUCACCGAAGAUCUGAGCAUGAACAUUGCGAAUGCGGAAAAAAAAUUAUUUCACCAUCGUCCAGAAUCAUUGGAGGGAGAGAAGUUUUCGAAAAUGAAUAUCCCUGGAUGGCUGGUAUUAUAAGUAUCAAUAGAUCACAAGUAAUUUGCGGAGCAUCAAUUAUAAACGAUCGUUACGUGAUAACAGCAGCGCAUUGUAUAAUUUAUGGCAAAGAUGAUCUGAAAGUAUCUGUCGGUGCUCAUAAUUCAUGCAAAUGGGAUUCGAAAAGUAUAAUCUUUUCUGUUAAGAGUAUUUUUCCACAUCCAAAUUACAAUAGAGAAACAAAUUUCGCAGAUAUUAUGCUCGUAAAAUUAAUUAUGAGAAUUUCCUUCAACAAAUUUGUCAAACCAAUUUGUUUACCAAAACUCGAACUUGAUGCAGUCUCUCAAUAUGGAGGACAAUCCGUAUCUGCACUUGGCUGGGGAUUUUCAGAAAGUGAUUUUUUAUUUAGUAAAAAAUGUGGUUUGCGUGUUGUGGAUUUGACAUUAUUUAAGCGAUCGGAAUGUCCUACUGAUAUUUCAACCUUUCUUUGUGCAGGAUCUAAAGAAUCACCACGUGGCACUUGUGGGGGUGAUAGCGGUGGCCCUCUUCAAAUACUGGAUGAAAAUUAUAAACACGUUUUAAUAGGAAUUACUUCAAGUGGAGUACUAUGUGCUAACGUUAACUAUCCGGAUUUUUAUACCGAUGUCACACAAAUGGUUUCAUGGAUAUUGCAAGUAACAAAACACGAUUCCAAGUACUGUUGGCACUGAUAUAAUUGAAACAAUCUUCCAGAUCAUAUAAUCAAAUACAAUAAAUAUAUAACUAUAUAUUUUUUAUAUAUGUAUA
Molecule: messenger RNA, 1055 nt
Organism: Wasmannia auropunctata (little fire ant)
Lineage: Eukaryota; Metazoa; Arthropoda; Insecta; Hymenoptera; Formicidae
Product: kallikrein-9-like
Exons: 6
Coding region: 83-979 (298 amino acids)
Biological process (GO): proteolysis
Molecular function (GO): serine-type endopeptidase activity
Source: RefSeq, a predicted model, not a curated record